AUGGCAAUUACUAUCUAUUUUAUCGCCACUAGCCUCCCCGACUGCCUUGCCUCCGUUCGUGACGCGCUUCUCCUGAAGCACCCUAGUGAGCUCACUGUUGACGUCCUUGAGUCUGCACUCAAGGACGUCGAGAGUAACCUCCGCUCCGUGGCCGCUGCCUCUGGUGCUGUGCCCCCCCCACUCUUCCACGGGUGCACAGUCCCGCAGUUGCCCACCUUUACUGCCUCUCUCGCCACUGCCGCUACUGACGCGACCGCAGCUGCUGUUACGACUUCCACGACACUUACGCCACUUCCUGCGCCUGUCUCUGUGGCGCUGGCUGAUCCCACCUUGGGACCAGUCACUGCGCGUCACACUACCACUUUGCCGUGUCUUGUUGCUCCCUCCGGGUCUCUCACUGGGUUUCAUGUCCCCUCGUUCUCCCGGAACUUGGUGGUUACGUCCCCUCAGGUAGUCGUGUCUAGUCCAGUCGCUGCGUCUUGCUCCUGCCAGUCGCUUGCCCACCCCACCGUUCUGUGGCACCACCGGAUGGGACACCCUUCUCUUCCACGUCUGCGCGCUAUGUCUAGUCAGCGUCUGGUCUUAGGUCUCCCGCGUGUCUUGCUGUCGCUGCCGCCGUCCCUUGCACCACCGUGCGGUCCUUGCGUCGAGGGUCGGCUGCGCGCCACCCCUCACUCCUCCUCCCUUCGUCCGGCCACCGAGCCGUUUGAGACGCUUCACUUGGACGUCUGGGGCCCCGCCUCUCGCCUUGGCCCUGAGCGUGAGCGUUUCUUUCUGGUGGUCGUUGACGACUACUCCCGCUACACCACGGUGUUCCCCCUGGCGAAGAAGUCUGAGGUGACUUCUACGCUGAUCAGGUGGUUGCUCACCACCGCGGACACUCGUGGUCUUCGUGUCAGCUGUCUUCACUCCGACCGCGUGGAGUCCCCACAGCAGAAUGGGGUUGCUGGGCGCCGCAUAGGCUUGGUCAUGGAGAUCGCCCGCACCUCCCUGACUCACGCCCGUGCCCCCCAUUUUCUGUGGCCUUACGUGGUUCGAUACGCCGCGCACCAGCUGAACCUCUGGCCACGCGUCUCUUGGCCAGAGGCUUCGCCGACCAGUCUUUGGACCGGGUCCCCUGGUGUUGCGUCGAGGUUUCGUGUUUGGGGUUGCUUGGCUCUUGUCCGCGACACCUCUGCGGACAAGCUCUCGCCUCGCGCCGUUCCUUGUGUCUUCCUUGGUUUCCCUGAGGACUCCUCUGACUUCACCUUUUACCACCCUCCCUCUCACCGGUUCUUUGACUCCCGUGACGUCCGUUUUGAGGAGUCCACCCCGUACUACGUCAGGUGUCUCCCAGGCUACCCCUCCUCCUUCGGUAGCCCCUCCGGUACAGCCUCCCUCCCCACAGUCCUCCUCGCAGCGUGCCGCAGGUGCUAG
Messenger RNA from Closterium sp. NIES-65, 1416 nucleotides. The record is from the annotation of a GenBank genome assembly. Lineage: Eukaryota; Viridiplantae; Streptophyta; Zygnematophyceae; Desmidiales; Closteriaceae.